CGAUUAAAUAUGGCGGUCAGUGAUGCAUGUUCAAUGAGAAAGGAUGAUGACGAUCAUCGUUUUCUCUCCGUGCCUCCAUACGUUACUAUGGAAGCGAUGAACUGACGAUGAAAUGCUUUGCUUUUUUUCCCAAAAGACGGAAACGAAAGGAAGUAAUAAGCUGAGCUCAUGCAGAAUGAGCUGAGUUCGAGGUUGAGGACAUUCAAUGAUAAUUCCAAGACAAAUUUUAUGUUAUUAUGAUGAGUAAGGUAAUCUUUUCCCUGUAGAUAUAGUAAUCUUAGAUUCAAGGUUAAUUUCACUGAGAGCAUGCAAGGCUCUGUAGAUGUGUCAAUGGUUUUUAACUUCGAGCACACUUUUUAGUAAGAAAGAAGCCAAAUUAUCGAUCACGAAAAUGACGUGCACAAACAACGAGGUUUUUUCCAUCAUCACACUCUUAAGUUUCAUCUCUCUUGAAGGACUAUUUCUUUUCUUUUAAGGGUAGGUCUGAAAAUUUUAAAGUUUUUGAAAAUCCUAGAAGGUCACAGCUGUGUGCUUUCGCAUGAUGUUUAAACAGCUGUAUCGUAAGGUUAUUGUCUGAGAACUUCACCCACUCAUUUCAUGACAACACGAGCCAUUGUUCAUAUUUUAUAACAGUACGCAUAUAAAAUUUUCUUUUGCUUUUAUGUAUGGUGGUUACUCGAAAAGGCUACUCGUAUAGAGCUGCUGCGUUUCCGUAUCUCAUCUCUUUAACUUCGCUGAUUUAAGGUAUUCUAUAAAUCUAACUUUUCAUUGGUUCAACGGUCAUUGGCUCAUGACCUUGCUGUAUUACUGUUGUUACAAAAUUAAUUACCUCAGUGUACUUGCUGUUCCUUUAGUGGUUUUCAAAUUGAUUCCACGCGAUAGUGAAGAACAAAAGCACAAGUCAAGGUUGACUGUAUCCCAAUUUACAUGGUGGUCGACUAUACCAGACUUUUCCUUGACAUUUUUUUUCCUAUCAGAUGGCAUUCUUAAAGCUGUUUAUUCUUCUGGCCUUGCCAUAUACCUGUGUAUCAAAGAGAGGAUUGAGGUAUACCAACACUUGGGCAGUAAAGAUUGAUGGAGAUAUUACCACUGUAAAGAAUAUUGCUCAAAGGAAUGGAUUUAAUUAUAAAAUGAAGGUAUUUUUUUACAGUCCUAAAACUGCAGGGUGAUAUGAUUUACACAUCAGGGCUCAGUUGUUCAAAGCACUAACCCAAGGUUAAAUUUUAAUCUGCAUUUAUGUAUUCCUUUGUUCAAAAGUCUUUUUGGAAUGAUUUCUUUAUUCUUUUCAGAGAAUCCAAUAAUCAAAUUGUAGAUGAAAAGAUUCAUACUAAACUUUCUUUUACAGCUCUUAGAUCCAAUAGCAGAUUUCACACUAACCCCAGGUUAUCUUAGCCAGGCUUUGAACAACACGACUAGAAAAAUUACUAAAAAGUCAAAUAGUAAAUUUAAAAAAAAAUUGAAACAGUGAUUGUAAUUAUUACAAUUAAUACCAUUGACUUGGUUCUCUGAUAUACUGUCCUCCUUUUUUUGCCUGAUUUCCAGCUUUAUUCCAAUUACCAUCUUUUUGAGCACAAGGAUCUUCCAAAGGUUUCCUCACAUCCAAAUCACAUUCACACAGAUGUUCUGAGCCAAGAACCAAUGGUAGGCAUAUUAAUUUUUACUUUUUCCAGAAUUUUCGGCUGCAUGUCUUAAAAUUAGAUGCUACAGAGAAAAAUGUUAUUUGUGCUUCAAGUUCAAAGGGCAAAUUGAACAUAAUCAGAAAACAAUAUGUGUAGCACUCUGUUCAUGAAGACAAAAUAAAAAAAACCAUGUUAGGAAAGAAAUGGCCUGGUGGAAUUAGACAUGAAGUCAGUUUUAUUAAAUGAUAACGAUAAUGUUCACGGUAUUAGUAGUAUAAAAAUAAUGAUAUACAAUUCUAAUGAUAAUCUUAACACUUGAACUCCCAGAUCAAAUUUUUACUUCUCCUCAUUGUCAGCCAUAGAAUUCUUAUAAUGUUAGUUCAGAGAAUUUAGUAUUGGAUCAAGUAAUUAUCCCCAAAUUGACAUUUUCUUUAUUCUCAUUACUCAUCUGGUUGAUAUUGUAUUGGUAUUGUAAAGAGAAGUUCUGUCUUGGUCACUCAUGGGAAUUAAAGAGUUAAUUUUAUUGUUAAUAAUGAUAACUGUGUAUUGUGUUUGAAGCUGAAGGUAGUCAGUGUUCUGACACAUUGAUUAAUAACACCACAAUUGUAACAGUAAAAGAAAAGGAAAAGAGUUAAAGAAGUUGUGAAGGUCAAUAAACUUAUGUAUCAAUGUGUCCGAGAGUUUGAUAUCCAUUAUACAAUGACUCCUUAAGAAGUAUGCUAUAAGUUGUAAUCACCAUUCUAGUUUGAAACAUUAUUUUUGAUUCCAAGUUUCAUGUCUCUUUAACCAUAAUGAAAAAUUACAUCGGUGGUUAAAAAAUUAAGAAAUAUUAAUUUUGUAAUUAAUCACUGUGUCCAAAUGUCCAUUCUUACUUGAUUGCAUCUCAUGGCGGGGUGUAGGUGAAGUGGUUUGCCCAACAAAUAAGGCAGAAAAAGGCUCUUUAUGAUCAAGCAAUGUCUUUGUCCUUUAAUGAUCCAAGGUGGAGGGACCAGAUGUGGUAUCUGGUGAGUAUAAAGCGAUAAGAACUUCACAUACCAUUACAAAUUUAUUCAUAUCUAUUUUGUUACUUUGAGGGAUAACAGCUAUUUGUUAAGAAAUGUUCUAUUGACUUUACUAUUUUUCAUUUUUCAAAAUUUAGAUACCUGUGGUGCUUUUUGUCUUUUACUGGCCGCAAAAAAAAAAAGCAUUUGGUUUUGAACUUAUCACUGGAUUGCUAAAACGUUAAUGUAUAUAGUACUUUAAUAACAAUUAAUAAGUAAUGCUUCUUAUAAAAAAUAUUAGUAUCAUGACAAUUAUUAUUGUUUUAAACAACUCACAAUUUUAACAGAAUCCUCCUGAUGGGAGAGGAAUGAAUCUUGACAAAGUGUGGCAACAGGGCGUAACUGGAAAAGGGAUUGUUGUUGCAGUUGUUGAUGAUGGCCUACAACAGUCUCAUCCUGACCUUAAAGAUAAUUUUGUAAGUCUUGGUUUUCUUGAUGGAAGAAUGUCUUUUGUUUGAUGUGCAUUGGAUAGCUUUUUCUAAGAUAACUGUUAUGACAAAAAGUGCUGUACUAUAUAUGGGAUUAGCUUGUUUCAGGUUACAAAAUAUGUAUUGUUACUGAAGUACUUUUCUUCAGAUUAUGGUAGGAAUAUUAUUUAAUUGUUUGUUCUUAAGAAAAAAAAAAAAAAAAAACAAAAAAAACUUCCAGACAGGGUUUAUGUAAUUUUCAGCUUUUGGUUGAUGUUUUACUUGAAGUCAAGUUUUACAGUGUUAUUUUGCCUUUAUUAUCAUAAUGGUCUUUGUUGUUAAACAUUUGCAUGAUGUUUACACAUUUAAUAUAAUAAUUAAUAAUUUCAUUAUUCACAAUCUUUUUUCAGGAUCCUUUAGCAAGUUUAGAUCUGGUUGAUUUUGAUAAAACACCUGAUCCAGAGGGAAAAUUUUCAGGGUAUGGUUGGUUUUGAUGAACUUAAGUUUGUCAUUUUGUCAGAGGUUUGGGAAAGGUGUUUAUUUAAGUGAAGUGCUGAUCAGAAAUAUUCUCUCAUAGGCAUGGUAACCGCUGUGCUGGAGUGAUUGCAGCUUCUGCUAACAAUACUGAAUGUGGUGUAGGAGUUGCCUUUGACGUCAGCCUUGGAGGUAGCUAUGUAAUUAAUUAUUUAAUUGUUAACCCUUUAAAUCCCAGAUGUGACUAACAUGUACCUUCUCCCUAUGAUAUAUAUACGUUUUCUAGCGAACGGUUAAUGAGAAUACUAAAACUUAUCGAGAAGAAGUUUUUAUCUUGAUCUUAGCCAAAUUCUCACCACUAAUUUACAAGGAAUUGUGUAGCAGCAAGAGGAGAGAAUUAACAAUCAGAUCUUGGGAGUUAGAGGGUUAAAGCACGCAGAGCAAUGUUCAAUUGAGUGUCAAGAGUAAUCCGGGAUUGUAUGGAUUUUGCUUUACUUCGCUCUGUGAUUGGUCCAGAAAACUUACGCCACUCUCCCAAUCAAUCGGAUGGAAAAAUAAAACUAAACCAAUCGCGACUUGGUCGCCCGCGUUUCCCCGCACUUUAGAUAGUCUGGUUGUUUUUACUCUGAGUUCUCGUGGGCUCUAAAGAGUAUUUUUCUUUUCCUGAUUUGCCGUUGUAAUCAAGUUUGGUUUUUACGGCUCUCAAUCAAAAAGCACUUCAAUCUUGUGUUUUUGCAACGUAACGUAUCUACUGAGUUGAUGUAUUUUUACGUGCAGCGACUCGAGGUGAAUUCAUAGUUGCUUUAACAAAUAUUUCAGUCGAUGUAUUUUCACAUCUUUGCAGGUAUUCGUAUUUUUGGAGAAGACGACGAUGAUCCAACAGAUUCCAUGGAAGCACUAGCUUUAGGAUACAAGCGGGACUACAUAGAUAUCUAUUCAUGCAGUUGGGGUCCAGAAGAUACCGGGUGGGACAUGGAGGGCCCUGGCGAACUUGCAAGAGGCCAACUGGAGGAAGGGACCAAAAUAGUGAGUAUCUGAGGGAUCUCCCUCAGUCUCUCCAAGAAACGAAGUCGAAGGAUGCUCCACUGACCUUUAGUUAAUUCCGCGAAAAAGUAUUUUUCUAGUGGCUAAUAGCUUGUCGCAAUAUUACAUUUGCGUUCCACUGCAGCCCUGCGAGUCACUAUCACUUGAUCUUUUAAAUCACGGUUAACAGUGCACUUUUCAUUCAUCAUUUAUAUCAUAGCUUCGUAUUUUGAGGGCGUUUCAUCGUUCAUAAUAAGCUUUUUUUAAACAGUUUACUAUUAAUAUAUUUUUAUUGCUAUGUACAUUUAAAAUUUUUAUAAAAUAUACUAGUGUCUUGUCACUCCUUAUGGCUAGGGUCGACAUGGCAAGGGAUCAAUCUUUGUCUUUGCUGCUGGAAAUGGAGGACGAGAGUAUGAUAGCUGUGCUUACAAUGGAUAUGCCAACAGUAUAUUUACAAUAACAAUAUCUGGAGUCAGUAGGAAUGGAAGUAUCCCUGGAUAUGCAGAGAGGUGCUCCGCUGUGAUGGCUACCACUUACAGCCAGGAUGAUGCGGAAGGAGUUGACUCAAUUGUAAGCAUGUCUGUCUUUUAGUUAGUUAGUUGGUUAUGGCCAGUUGAUUCUCAGCCUAACUUGGGUCACGAGAUUAGUCACACAGGGGACCUCGAUGAAUGGAUGUUCCUAUAUGUCUUCCUGACACUGUUUACAGUGUUGAGAUGAAACGUUUGGCUAAAUUGAAGUUGGUUGAGAGUAUGGUUUUGUUGAAAAGCAGCUUUACUUUAAGCAGGUCUUCGCUCUCAGAUCACACGUAAAAUUAAAACGGGUGUGUUGGUUUUUAAGAGAGGGAGAGAAGAACUGAGAGAGCUGGAGAACCAGGGGAUUAACUCUCUGAGUAAAUUCCAGGAAUCAAACGUUACUAUAGGAACAGGCGGUCUGCCAUGCCUGCUCUCUUAUCAUGCUGUCUGCCUCUCUCUCUCCCCGCCACACAUUCGCACACACUGGACAGAUUUAGAGCAACCACUCUUGCAGCAAAAAUGAACGGAAAAAUGUUCGUCUGAUUCUGCCAACUUUUGUUCUUAAUGUGAGAUAAAACCGACAGAAAAGUGUAAAAAAAUCAUAGUUUCUACAACCGGCACAGUGGUUGGACAUGGAGUUUACGGCAAACGUUAAAAGGAACAAUUGCUUUUUUGGCUCGUGACUUCGGCCUCUUCUGCCAAUAACCGAAAAUAUUUGCAUCAGACAAUGACGAAAGGUUUUUUGCUCUUGCUUACAGGGGUCAAUUCUAGAAUUCUAAGAAAAGUAACUGAAAUUACUAUCCAUCUUUGCCGUUUAUCGUAGCUGUAAAAAGUUAUGCUUAAACUCGUUAUUCUCUCUCCUACGUGGUUUUCCUUCAGAUUACUUCAGAUCUUAACGGCACCUGCGCAUCAACAUUUGCAGCCACCUCUGCAGCGACUGCAAUGGCUUCUGGGAUCAUAGCGUUAGCGAUGGAAGUCAAGUGAGUAGAUAGAACCGACUGACAAGCAUUCCGUAAGUACCUUACUCUUCCUUAUUAUGGCGAUUUCUCAGCUUCAAUUCCUCCAUGCUUUCAUGCUCCCAAAGCUUGGAUUUGCGAGUGUAAAUCAUGUCGUUCCUCGCCUUUCUUACAUGCCUUUACGGUGUGCGUGACGACUAUUCCUUCCAACUCUCGCUCUUUGCCCACCCACGCCCUCCCCCUCCCAAUCUUUUGGUUUCGAUCUCACGCACGACGAUGUAAUGGCGGUGAAUAGUCUCGUGCCCAGACUUUCCACGGCCAAGCGGUUACAUAUUUCGGUUGCAGCUGCACGUUAGGAUCUGGCUACAAGAUUAGGCGGUGAAUUAUUUACGACGACAGUGAAUGAUACCUGAUGACGGUAAAUGAUGUGUAAUGACUGUGAAUGGACUGUAAAGUCGGUUACAGCUAGUCACGAAAAAUUGCAGUUUUCUUUAAGAGGCCAUUAAUCAAUUUCAAAUGUAUGACUUUAGAAUCGUUUGCCUCUCGUUAUUUUUACUUCAAUGCGAAAGCCAGCGACAGUUACCUAUUAAACUGAAAACUUCGUUGAGAUCGCACCAUCCAGAGCUCUCAGAAAGCUCGAUCAAGGGAAAGUUAAAAAAAACUAGUUAAAUUUGCCAUAUGAGUAGGCGUGAAAGGAUGAAGAACAUUCGUUUGCCGCUGGUUUUGUUUUGUUUGCUUAUUUUUCUUCAUGUUGAACAGGUGUAUCCUCAUUGAUUGAAAAGGUUUGGAGAAGUUUGCGUCUUAAUGUAAUUUUCCGUAGAAUUGCGAAAUGUGAAGGGGCCACAGUCACGUCUUUUCAAAACCAAUGUCUCAAUUAUUGUUAAUUGAAAGGGUUUGUUCUUCUAAAUGGCAUUGUACCCGCACUUUAUUGAUACAGUCAAGGUCACGUAACGACAAAAAUUAAUUUCAAGGUCUGAAUUUGGCGGCCUUCGUCUAAGCCGAGAAAAACAGGAAAAAAGUUGCAGCAAUUUUUGUCAAGUUUAAUCCUUGCCAACUUUGCUAGUCCCACCCUCCUUUUGGCUUUCCUCUAAUUAAACGAAAUCCUACCUUAAUGGAAGUCGACUGCGAGAUGUUUAAUGCAUUCAAUACCCACUUGGUCGGGGGGGGGGAAUGGUGAUUAUAACACAAAAUCGCCGCAGAAAAAGGCUCAUUUUUCAUCACAACGCCUAAUGCGCCAUAUAGUUUGAAAAUCUAGAUAAUGUAAGCAACACAAAAAUUCACGAUAAAGUAAAUAACAGAGCGCUGUCUAAUUUUGGUUCGGAAGUCGUAUCAAUGUCUUGGUACGUCGCAGAGGAAGAUCUUUUGCCAUUAUUAGUCGUAAGUAACUCUCACAAUCAGAAUACAGACAUGUGGCGCACAAGGUUCAUAGAAAAAGCGCACAAAAGACGUCUUUACUCAUGAAGGAAACUUUUGGCUUGGCCAAGCAACAUAGCGUUAAAUUUGCAGACACGGCUAUAAUUCUUGCAGGUGAAUUUGAAGUCAUACAUCCGGCCUAUUUCUUGGUUCUUACUUCUUCCGCUUUCCGUCUUUUAAAUAUAGGGAUAGAACUACAUAACAGUGAUAAACAUUUUUUUUCUUUUCGUUAGAACGUUCAAUUUUUCAGUUGUGGCUGUAUGUUCUUCUUUCAUUUUCAAUUUUUAGCCCCCAAAGUUCUUAAAUAUGUUCUUCUGUUUUUCUAAAUAAUAUUGACUGUUUUUGAUGUUGUUUUUGUAGCACUUAUACAUUUUGAAUAGUACGAAAUUCGACUUUAACCUCAUUCGAACUUCAAUUUGCAGCUUUUGAAUAAAUAUCCACGUCAUUGAGAUUAGAAGAAAAAGUCCCUCAAAAUAAACGCAAGAUCGGAUAUUUCUGUGUUUUUAGCUCGAUAAAAAUGCCGGAUAGAGAUAGGCCAUCCACUUUUGGUGUACUUCUGCAGAUGGAAUUCUUUUUUCAGUUUAUUUUGAACCAAUGGCCCCACAGUAGGUUCUCACAAACAAAACAGAAUUAAAAAACUGAAGCUCGCUGAUGUUAGCCUGGAGAAAGCCAUCUGUUUAAGGCUAUAUAGCUAGUUAGAGGUAUUUUAUAAAUUAUAUAAAUGGGCAGAAAGCUGAUAUAAAUUGUUUGAUAUUGGAAAGGAAUGAGCCAACUUAUUGCUUCCACGGUAAGCCAUGCAGCUGUCAGUAUUUUGCAAAUAUCCUCAAAUAGCGUGACCCCAGUCCCUUAUCGUUUCGUAAAUAAAAUGAUUUGAGACUUGUUGGACCCUCAGGUAAUGCUGCUAAAAAACAAAACUGUAAUCACGUUUAAGAUGUUGAAUUAUGCUUUUUGUAGUCUCAAGGGGAAAACUUUUAAAUUCUAAUGUGGGGGCGGAUGAUCUCGAAUGAAAUAUCCUGCUAGCAUGAUUGGAAAUUUCGAGUUCAUAGAAAAUGAAUUUUUUAAUAAAAAUCCUGUUGAAAAAAAAUUUCGGCUGAUACGUUAUCACUCCUAAUUUCAUGGUGAUAUGACUUCAAGGUGAUAUGACCCGGAGACUAUCUCUGAAUUAUUUUCAUUCAAAAGAGGAUGAACUCUCGAUGUAAAUAAUCAGUAGAAAAGAAUAUGUUAACCGUUACCAGGUGUUUUGAAAGUCAUAAGUUGAUUUAAUUUUAUGAAAUUUUUACGCAAUUCCUUCCAGUUUAUUCUGACCCGAACCCUUUGAAGCAUGCUGGAUUGAUUAUCGCGGUUACAAUAUCUUUCUCAGCUUGGUUUAAGUCAAAUUUAGUUAGUUACGAUUACAGUCGAAGUCAGUGUUUUGAAUGAAACAUUGUUCGUAAUUAGCUUUUUGCGAAAUGUUAUUCAUUUGGUGUUUUGUUUUUUCACUCAAGCCCCUGAUGUAAAAAGUCCUCGGCAAUAUCUCCACCCCACCCACCUUCCCAAAUUAAAACCCCAACUGCUAAAACGUUGCCUGAAAAUCUGAAAGUUCGUGGAAGAAUAACGGGUUUUUACCGAACUUUCCAUCGUCACGCUUAAAUCCAAAACGCCAAUUUUGUGCUGUGCCUUUAAACUUGUCUCCAUAGUAUAACUUUAUUUAGUGUCAGUUCUGUAAAAAUGGUUUAUUUGAGUUCCGGAUGCCCUUUGAAGUACUGCAGAAAAAUGUCGUCGUAUGUUUGCCAGUUUAAAUUGACAUGUAAAAGAAGUAAUUACCACGAAGAAAAAGCUAAUUAAGAACAUUUCUAAGACUUGAAUUUUGGCGCAAAACGCCGCCGUUUUUUGGUGUACAUAGAUAAAUUUAUACAAGAGUCCAAACUUACGAAAUAAUUAUAAACAAAGAUAACUGACGGAAUACAAAAUAUUCAAAUGGUCCAAACGCUUGACUUUUAGUAUAUACCAGACAGGUGAAUAUCACACACACACGGUUUUUUCGCGCGCUGAUUGGCCGGUUCGUAAGCGAUUAGCAAUUACUAUUUACCCUCAAGCAGACGAAAAGACAACACCGUGCGUCAAGAAUUUAAUUCCUGACCAAUUUUUUGGUAUGUUGUCAUAACUGAACCAAUCUUUUGGUUUCUGUGUGGUACGUAUUUGAUCUCAGUCGUUGAAAGUGAUCAAGGUGACCUCGCCACUUCGCAACUAGGUACAUGUUCACCGCUAUCCACCUACACUUCUGUGAAUAAUUGUCAAUUAUUAGUAUGGCAGCGUGAUGCUUCCAAUUUCUCAGUCUGCGUCUUGAAUUGUAAAUUCUUAGGCGCCAAGAUGUCUGAGCGCGGAGCUGAUGUUUCCAAUUGGAAAGGAAUUGUGGUUUUAGGUGUCUCUCCAUUUCAGAGUAGCCCAUAAAUUGGAAAAUAUUUCUAAUACAUGAUUUAUGAUGUUGGCAGUAUAAGAGGAAAUGUGGCUCCAAGGCCCUUUCCAUUCUUUAUCAUAAAGUUAAAAAGAUAACAAGAAACAUUCAUUAUGCAGCUGUUAAGUGUUAGAUGACAGCAAGUUAUUGAUACCCAACGGCAAACAGCGGAAAUAAUUGGUGAUUUGACCAAUAUUAACUCCUGUCAAUCAACAAAUGAUCCGCUUUUGACUUGUACUUCCCCGUCGUUGCGGAUGUUUAAGGGAGAUCAUAAGAUCAAGAUUUUCGGCGAGAGUUUUUAAGUGCGAUCUUAACAUUUAACGACUCAGAGAGAGGAGAUAGGUUUCCACUUUUGAUAUAAGUUAAUCUUUUUCCUCGAAAGAUUUGAUAAUCAAUACAUUAAUAACUCUGAGCUGACAUAAGUUGAGAACCACCGAAAAAAACAUCUAUGGCGAACAUCACUGCCGAAGAUGAAGCUAACACAGUCAAGACAGAAAUCUUGCAUUACAUAAGCAGUGCUCCAGGUGGCGUAUCUAUUUUUCUCGCAGCUUUAAACAUAGUUCUCGCCAUCGUCGCAACUCUGGGAAAUUUUCUUCUCCUGAUUGCACUGCGUAAAGUCAUGUCAAUUUAUCCUCCAACAAAACUUUUUUUCCGAAGUUUGGCAGUGACUGAUCUCUUCGCUGGUCUUAUCGUGCAACCAAUGUACUCAAUUACUCUUAUACCAGGGAUAAGCCACAAGAAUCUUAUGUACUACAGCAUCCAAGUAACUGGCAUCUCUGGCUCAAUUCUUUGCACCGUUUCGAUUUUGACUUCAACCGCAAUCAGUGUGGACAGGCUUCUGGCGCUGCUUUUGGGGCUGAGAUACAAACAGGUUGUAACACUGAAGCGCACACGAGCGGUGGUGGGCUGUAUUUGGUUACUGAGCUGUUCAAUGGGUGGAUGGAGGUACAGUAAUUGGGGCGCUGAAGUUUCCAAAUUCACGUUGUUUGUUUUGAUGCUUCUGUCCCUAAUAAUUUCCAUCUGCUCUUACACGAAGAUCUAUCUCUACCUACAAAAUCAACAAGCUCAGUUACACGCAAAAAAACACCGUGAGAUCCAUCAAGAGCCAACAUCAAACGGAGGAGAAGGUCGACUGAAUAUAGAAAGAUAUAAGAAGUUGGUUUCUAGUAUAGCAUGGGUACAGUUGGCUUUACUUCUGUGUUUUAUUCCCUUUACUGUUGGGAGUAUGCUAUUCACACACAGAAAACUAACUGGUGUGGCCACUGGAAUAGCGCAUUUUUGUGUAUCAAUCCCAUAUGUGCUGUUUAACCCAGCUCUGAACCCGAUUCUUUACUGCUGGAAGAUCAGAGAAGUCAAACAAGCCAUGAAGGAGACUGUCAGAAAAUUAAACUGCUAUUUCAAGUCAAGCUGGUCCUUUUUUCCGUCGAACAUCACUAAUACCACCCGAGCUUAACUUAAAUUCUGACUGUGCAUGGCGUCUUUGAAACACAUCUAGCACCAUAAGGUGACACUGUGGAUCCAGUUUUGACAUUGAAAAUCGAAUUUCGAAUUUAAUAUUCUAAAGCCAUCCGGAAACAAAGUAGAUUAGAGGAAAUUCAAAACCAUUCCGGUAUAAUGCUGUACAAAAUUGACCAGGGACAAAACUUUAAAGAAUAAACUGGAAUUCAAAAUUUGUAGAUACAAAUAAGUUUAAAUUUUUAGAAAUUAAAUACGUAAAUAUUAAAAUAUGUAAACCGUGAGAUUGAUAUUGAUGUUGAAUAUUAUGUUUAAUUUCAUGUAAAAAUUUGAUGUGGAAACAGAAUGUUUGAACGAUGACAUGAAUUUUUCAGGCCAAAAGUUAUAAGCUGAAUAUCUCCGCGACAACAUAAAGUGCGCGGUAAUAACAUGUUACAGAGCAGAUGCAGCUGUCUACCUGUAUAUUUAUUUUCAAGUCUUUUUCAGUUAUUCAGAAUAAGCUCAAACGCAUGGGCGUAUCGUUGACCGGCAAUGUUUUCUGGUUUAAAAAAAUCUUGAGGAUACUUGUCAAGGAUACGCAACAUUUUCGGGAAGAAUUCUCGUGCGCUGCACCAUUAUUUAGUGUUGCAUCCUAAUUUUACCAUAAAAAAGCCGACAUUUAAAAAUUUAAAUAUUUGUCCAUUUUCUGCACACACGCGCAAUUGGUAUUUUUGUCACCAGCGUGACUGAGAGUGAACUAAAAUUUAUCAUUUGGCGGAAUCGAACGUCUGAUCUUCCAGACAGACCACAGAGAACUCGAGGGCGAAUCAGGUCAUAUCAUGAUAUUCAAAUAUUGUUGAGAAGUAAAUAGAUGCAGACAAGCACUGAAAAUAAAGCAAUAAGGAUUGAUAUUUUACCACAUUGCGUAGUCAGGAUUUGUUGACGGUAAUUCGUACCUGAUUUCACGCGUCGUUUAUUUUCAGCUUAAUUAAGGGCCUCAUAUGAUACCCACAGAAUUUUCAAGCGUUGCAUCAUACUGACCACAAACUACUUAUACAAGUAUUCGAUAAUUUUUUCAUUCUAUAAAAGUUACGAUUAGCUAAAAAAUGAUGUAGAUAAAUUUGGUUGAAGACGUGCAUAGGCAAUAGAAAGAAUCCGCUAAGUGAUCGAGGGUCAAAUUAAAUCGUCUGUUUCCAAGUCCACCACCAUCGACUCGUGAUAUUGAUAUAAGAGGAUCGUUGCAAAAUGACGGUAACUGGUGUCAUUGUUUCCAAUUUUUUUUUACUCUAGAGAAGUCACGACUAGCUUAAAGAUAACUGAUGUAGAUAAAUUUGGUUAAAGAUUUAUAUAGGCACUAGAAAGAAUCCAUGAAGUGAUCGAGGGUCAAAUUAAACCUUCUGUUUCCAAGUCCACGAGCAUCGACUCGUGAUAUUGAUAUGAGAGGAUCGUUGCAAAAUGAUGGUAGCUGGUGUCAUUGUACUGUUUACAAUUUUUUUAUUCUAGAAAAGUCAUGAUGAACUUAAAAAUGAUUUAGAUAAAUUUGGUUGAAGACGUGCAUAGGCAAUAGAAAUAAUCCAUUAAGUGAUUAAGGGUCGAAUAUAAUUUCAUAUUCCCAAGUCCACGACCAUCGUCUCAUGAUAUUGAUAUGAGAGGAUCGUUUCAAAAUGAUGGUAGCUGGAGUCAAUUGUUUACUUGAAUCAUGGGCUCAUCCUAGGAAAUGAUGCGAAAAGGCUUUUGAUGACGAGUUGUACAAAUCGUUCUUCCUAAACACAACGUGACCAGAGCUCUUGUUGAAUCUUUACAUCUCGUUUGAAAUAUUUAUUAGACGUGAAAACGAAAAAAAUCCCUAUGAGAACCAUCCAUGUUAAGUUUAUUUCAUCUUAUUGUAGAUCUGAUACAACCGGUUACAAAUUCAAGUUCUCCUUUUUCCUCAUUAUAUACAUUUUCGCGUCCAAUUUUUGCAUAUACUGUUAACGCAAAUUAAGCAUGCAAAGCUACAUAAAAAAAAAACACUCUCCACUCUUCUAAAAGGCGAUCGAUAUUGACAUUAAUUGUAAUGUGAGAUAUUUCCCAUAGCAUAAAUGAACAUGUCCUCAGAUAUCUGAAAACUGAUGGAGCUUAUCUUAUCGGUAUUGAGACGGGUGGAAAUUAUUCAAUUUAUUUAUAUUUGUAUGACUGAGAUGUAAUCCUCUCUCGAGCUGUUAUAUGCACCCCCCGCCUUACAAACUUUUUUUAAGAAGAUAGGGGACGGUUAUACAGCUGCUGAUUCAAACUUCCUGUGUCGCUGAAUAUUUAGUAGUUCUCAUUAUCACCCGGCGAUCUCGAGAAAGCUCUUUUAUGAUGAGUCAUUAUUGUUUUCUGUUUAUUAUCGAUGUUGUAAAACGAAAUCUAAAAUUCAACAUCUUGAAUCCAACACCGCCAAAGGAGACUAAAAACUAAUCAAAUUUCACAUUUUCAUAUCAAUGGUUAACACCACUUUUAACUAAUUUUCCCUCAAUGAAAAUGCCUAAAAUACAUAUACAGGUAAACAGUUCAAAGUUUUUUAAUUUCGAUUACAUUUAAAGACACUUCAUGCAUCACGAAAUUAGCAGGCUUCUAUCAGCCGGUUUAAGGGAUUCAUUUCGUCUUUGAAACACGCAUUGCUUUGCAACAAAUAUUUACUUAAACUGUACAAAACCGACGGAAAUUGUUGUUUACUUUAUGCUCUCUAUGAUUUGUCUUUUUUUUCGAAAAAGUCUUUUUAAAGAGUUGACAGGGAUUUAAAAGAAGAAAACAUACAAAUUACUAUUUACAUUAUGCUCCCGAUUAGUUGUUGGUUUUUUUUCUCACAACAAAACAUACCUAUUCUCAACUGUUUAUUUUGACUCGAAUUUUUAAUCCGAAUUUAUGCUUUAAAAAUUUGGCUUUCGUUCGCUUUCUUUGCCAUCGAAAACGGUUUUGAAUUUAGUUUUUAUGUCCUCGUUUCAUGUGACGUUUGAAAACGGAUUUUAAAUUUUAUUUUUGUCAUAAAUAACUUUCCAUUAAAACUUGGAUUAAAAUCGCCUUAUGGUGCCAGAGAUAUUUCAAAGACGCCAUGCAAAGUCAAAGCGUAAAGUGAGGUUUUAUGGAACAAAAAAAAACCUAGUGAGACUUAAUACAACAAAUAACUUUUCUGAUAGUCUCCUUCAUGGCUUGUUUGACUUCUCUGAUCUUCCAGCAGUAAAGAAUCGGGUUCAGAGCUGGGUUAAACAGCACAUAUGGGAUUGAUACACAAAAAUGCGCUAUUCCAGUGGCCACACCAGUUAGUUUUCUGUGUGUGAAUAGCAUACUACCAACAGUAAAGGGAACAAAACACAGAAGUAAAGCCAACUGUACCCAUGCUAUACUAGAAACCGACUUCUUAUAUCUUUCCAUAUUCAGUCGACCUUCUCCUCCGUUUGAUGAUGGUUCUUUAUGGAUCUCACGUUCUUUUGCGUGUAACUGAACCUGUUUAUUAUGUAGGUAAAGAUAGAUCUUCGUGUACGAGCAGAUGGAAAUUAUUAGGGACAGAAGCAUCAAAACAAACAGCGUGAACUUGGCAGCUUCAGCGCCCCAAUUGCUGUACCUCCAGCCACCCAUUGCACAACUCAGUAACCAAAUACAGGUAAUCGCCGCUCGCACGCGCCUUAGAGUAACAACUUGUUUGUAUCUCAGCCCCAAAAGCAGCGCCAGAAGCCUGUCCACACUGAUUGCUGUUGACAUCAAAAUAGAUACGGAGCACAAAAUUGAGCCAGAAAUACCAGUUACUUGGAUGCUGUAGUAAACAAGAUUCUUGUGGCUUAUCCCAGGAAUAAGAGUUAUUGAGUAUAUCGGUUGUAUGAUGAGACCAACGAAAAGAUCAGUGAUCGCCAAACUUCGGAAAAAAAGUUUUGUUGGAGGAUAAAUAGACGUUACUUUACGCAAAGCGAUGAGUAGAAGGGCAUUACCCAGAGUUCCGAUGAUGGCGAGAACUAUGUUAAGUACUGCGAGAAAAACAGAUAAACCAUCCGGAGCACUGCGUAUGAAGUGUAACACUUCUGUGUUGACUGUAUUAGCUUCAUCCUUGGCUGUGAUGUUGGCCAUGCGAUGUGUUCUCGACUAAUCUCAGCUCAGAGUCGUUGUUGAUGAUUUUUCUUCAGCAUCACAGAGACGAAACAUGAACUGAAAAGAACUAAUCGAAGACCUUUUUCGCUUCGAGUCGUAAAUACAAAUAUCGCGUCAAACCAUUAUUUAAGUAAUGAUUUGUUUGACGGGAACCAAAGAGACAGAAACCAGCAGAGAACAAGGGUGUCAAACGAGAGUCGCAAAACGACAAAAUAGUGACGUUUAGCAUCCUUUAUUUAAAGAUGAACAAUGCCCUGACGAAGUUCUUAAAUACCUUAAAGGGCAUCAAACUGUCAAUCCCGGUCCGGUCAAUUACAACGCAGCACGACGAACAGUUUGACAGAUUUGAAAUAUCUGUCGGUGAUCUACAAAGGCGGAGUAUUGGUAGAGCAUUUUUGAGAUGGAACAUCUGUUUGAGUGCACUUCUUAAUUUGGUAUUGAUAGCCAUUCCUUAUAAAAUUGUGCUGAAUGUGUUGGUUGAGUGAUAUAGUGCAAUUCGAUAUUGACUUUUUCGCGUAAAAAAAAAUAAAAAAGAAAGAACACUAGUUAUUCUUAACGAAACAAAAGGGAUAGUAGUCAAAAAAUGUUCUUCAAAAGAAGUCAAUUUCGGGUAUCGUUUGAGAUUCAGGCUGUAACGAAAAUCUUCGCUUUUGGCUCUUGGCUUUUCCAGUUCACAUGUGGUAGUGUCUUCCAAUUUUUUUUUGUUUUUUUUUCGCAAUCUUAAGUAUAAAUUCAAUUGAGAAAAAGCGGAAACCUUUAUCGUUCGGGUGACAACUGGUAACAACCUGAGGCCUAUUUUACCUCCAUUUUAGACUGAGAAAUGGCUCGAUUUCUUUGCAAUUUCGAUUUUUCCGCAUUUGAUUCCCAGCUGUAAUGUCUGGUAGAGAAAAACAAAAAAGGGAAUGGUAUUACCAUAAGUUAUCGAACCAACGACCAUCUUGCUCCAAUAUGGGAACUUCAAUGUGACGUCACUUUCCGUAAGUGGCACAUUCGUUUAUCGAGUAAACACAAUAACUUGUUUUCAAUGUGGUGCGAUAAGAUAACACUACUUUGUCACAUUAAGGGCACCUCGAAGUUCAAAAUUAUUCACAAUCGUAUGAUAGUGGUUCAUUCGUUUUAAAUCAAUAGGGAAUAAGUGGCGGGGGGGCAGUAGAACACAAGUGUAUUAGAAGGUGAUUGAAACAUCGAAUCUCCCUUUUUUCCAUGUCGCUAAAGUCAUAUCCUCUUUGUUUGCAGUCCGGAGGUCACGUGGCGUGAUAUGCAGCACCUGAUUGCUUAUUCGUCCAACCAUGAUUUGCCUCGUUCUGAUGACUGGAUGCAAAAUGCUGCUGGGCUCUGGGGUGAGAUCAUCAUUUUACCAAAAAGACUGAAGUUGAAAAAAACGUACCGUGAGGAGAAUCAGAUUUAUGAUCGUUUUCACCCCCGAGUCCCUUGUGAAACUAAGAAUCUCAUACCCUUAAUUUACAAUUUUGCAGUCGGAUGCUUCUCCAACUGAGCUACAGAAAACUCUUUGUUUAACCAAUUAUAUAGUAUUUAACGUUCGCCCAGAAGAGUUAGGAUAAAUCAUAUGCUCAUUAUCGUUUACAGUUAGUAGUUACUUUGGAUUUGGACUCAUGGAUGCAGCGGCUUUGGUAAACUAUUCCAGGGCUUGGCAUACAGUGCCAGAACAGAUCAAAUGCGAGAUUCCUCGGCCCAGACUGAACAGGUAAUAAUGAAUUUUACCGAGAAUUUUGCCAUGAUUGCACCUCUACCUUUAUUAGGUUGAGCAUACUGAAAAAGACUGGCUUUGCUAGCGGACAAGGUGAAGGGUGCUGUAGAUUAUUUUAGGACCUCCCUAAUCGAGCAAUCUUUUGAUUUUUGUACUUUUUUUUCGGUUGAAAAGCUCAAAUGAAAGUUCCACUUGUCUUUUCGAAGAUUGUGCACAAUCAAGUUAAAAAAAGCUAAAGCACAUGAAGCAAAGAAAUCUGUCGGGCUUCAUAGCCAUAUCCCGGUUAUAAAAUCAAAGGCUAUUAUGAAUUAAGGUGUGAAACUUGUCACAGUAACUGAUGCUUCUAUUUUGCAGAUUUUUGGGGCAGUAUGGCGACACGGAAGUGACUCUGAACGUGUCCAAAUAUAGCUGUGGUGGCGAGAACACCAUCCAGUACUUGGAACACGUGGUCGUUAUUAUCCAGGCCAGGUUUGACAGGCGUGGUUAUCUUGAAGGGAAUUUGACCUCGCCUCGAGGGACCACAUCUCAGAUCCUUCCCUAUCGUGCAAAUGACGUAAUCGCGACAGAUUUCAAUAACUGGCCGAUGCUCAGUCUGCAGUUUUGGGGAGAAAAUCCUGAAGGGGCUUGGAAUCUAAGAUUUAGGAACCAUUUUCCAGCCCACGGAUUUUCAGGUAAGAGGGCUUUACUGAUUCCUUAGCACAAUUGCAGGAAACAUCACAACAAAUUUUUGACAGCCACUUCAACAUCGCGAUGUUGUGGUGAAUGGAGCUAAAUACCGAACCUUGGUAUUACGACCCCCCUACCCCCCUACCCCCCCCCUCUCUCUGUGAACGCUGCACAGAAGCGGAAGGUUAUGACAGUUUUUGCUACGUGAACUACACGUCUUGGAUAAGCUGCUAAUCUAUUUAAGAUUACUCUAUUGCUUUUUCCUUUUUUUACAUUUUUCAGGUUAUUUGUUUAAUUGGACCCUUGUUCUUUACGGAACAGCUAGUGAUCCGUUGGAAAAGUAUCCUCAUGUAUCAAGACCUUUCACCACGAGGAUAAGUGAGUAGAUGCCCAUAUACCGUACACAUUAUUCCCAAAACGUUGGCCUAAGAGUUUUACGACUUGAGUCAUCAAUGGAAAAAUUACAAAGAGUUAUUUUUGGUGACUGCUAGAGUGAUCCAUCUUUCGAUGACAAGUCUCAAAUCGCUUUACAAACAGCAAACGCAUUCACUGAUUUUCUUAGCGUAUUUUUGAACAGAUAGGGUGCCUGUUCCCCAUCUCUUUCUCUCGUCAUUUGAAUUAGAAGGAGCUACGUGAGUUUUUUUUAUUUCAAAAUUUGCUCGAAAUUUUUUCCAAGAGUGUCAUUUUAAAUCCGUUUUAAUCUUGGCUAUCCGAACUAUCCUUGUUUCUUUUUGGUUUAUUCUCACAUCUUCAAUGUUUUUCUUUCCUUGCAAACUGAUCAUUAUUUUUACGAUGAGUGGCAAAAGUAAUCGGCACGCCUCCUCUAACUGGUUGGUUGACCACCCUGCUCUCAACAUAUUAAACGAAAUUAUUUUAAUUUUUCUACAAUAAGUUACAUGAAAGUCCUCUUCCCCCUUCCUCCCAAACAAUGUUGCCUAAAAUUAGUGAGAAUUUUGUUGAGAUCAGGCAUGAAAUAGGAGAGAGGGUGAGAAAAAUGAAAGUUAUAGAAAAAAUCAUUAAGUAGUAGAGCGUGCUGAGAAUCUUGCCGCUCAUUGUAAUUCUAUUCGAAUAUCGUCGCAUAAAUUCUUUGUUACCUUAUAUUAUCUCAAAAGGAGUCCUCUCCUCAAAAAUAGCGAUUCUUUUCCUUCUUGUGGAAAUGAUUUCUCCAUCCGCAAACCCUUUUUUAAUUAAAUUUUUACUCAAUUGUUUUGAGGAAAUAAAAAGCUUUCUCCUUAAGUGUUUGGACCAUAAUGUCUGGAGGGAUUUUUAAUUGGAGAAACUAAUAUUAUUUUGCGAGUGAAGUUAAAGUUUACUUUUUUUUUCCUUGAUGUUUAGGGAUUAAGGUAACAUGCUUUUAAUUGAUAUUUUUAUCCCCUACACAUGUUAGCAGACGUGACCACAAGUACAGAAGCCAUGCCGGGUACUGUUGCUCCUGUUGCUCGCCAUGAAGGUGAACAUGUCAGCUUUAUUUUUUAUUGUUUCUCCAGCGUAACAGAGACACAUCGUUUGACCCGUGUUAUUAUUGGCACUGCCUCUAACAAAAUUGCCUGACCCCCGCCAUUACCUUGUGCAUAACAUCAAUGACCGAUUAUGAAACAACAAAAUUAUGUGCUAUAUUAAAGUUCGCAGGCAACCAGGUGGACAAUCAGACAUGGUUUGAUGCUACUCUGGUUAAAAGAUUUAAUGAUUGUAACCGAGAAGUUACAAUUCAUAGACCUAACGUUUCGACACUCCUGUCUAGUGCCUUCAUCAGGGGUGGAAACUCUUCGUCAGGGGUGGAAGCCCGUAAUGAAGGCACUAGACAGAAGUGUCGAAACGUUGGGUCCCUGAAUUGUAACUUCUCGAUUACAAUCAUUAAAUCUUUAAAUCAGAGUAGCAUCAAACCAUGUCUAAUAAUUAUGUUUGUUUCGGUAAAAUGUUACUGACGAGAACACUUUUUGACGCCUAUUAUUCGAGAAGUGAAUUUCAGUCAGGAAUUAUCCUGGAAAUAUCUCCCAGUUUACGCCUGCUGCAAAUUCCCGGACUUUCCAGACAGAAUAGAUAAAAGUAUCCUACUACACACACUCUUUACAACCGUGACCCGAAUAAAGUCAAUCUAGUCAAUGGUUUCUUGGGCAUCGUGUCAUCCUCGUGCUUAACCAAAGUUUUGUUGUGUUACAGGCUUGUCUAAGACAGAAAUAGCUUUGAUCAGCAGCGCCGCCGUUCUUGCUUUGAUUAUUGUUAUUUUAGCUCUGGCUUAUUGUAAGUUUGGAGUUUGCCGACGAAAAUCAGGGGCCGAUGAACCAUCCAACCAUAUAAAAUUUUCAGCAUUAAGUCGCACUUCGACAGAAGCUGCAAGGAAAGAAUCUAGUGUUUAACUGAACGAAGCAGGCAAGUUAUCUCCACGUUCGGUAACUGUUCCUACUCUUCACAGUACGUAGAGGAAGGAAUGGCACAAAGACAAAACGUUUGUAAACCGAUCUCUCAGUGAUACUCUUGAGGAUGAGUUAGGUCUUGAGAAGAUUUGGUAAUGAAUCAGAAGGAAAAUGGGUUUCCGAAGUGAAUAUUGGUGGUCUAGUUAUGAGAGGAAUGAGGUCAUUAUUAUAAUGCAUAGCGACAAAUGUUAGUUAUAAAAAGAAAAUUAAAUGAGGAAAUAUUUAAUGAUGUUACAGUUGUGAUUUAGCGUCUAGGAGAAGCUGGUGAGGAGAGAUAUUCGAUAGAUAGAUAUCUUUAUUUACCCACGGACAAUUCAUCAGCUAUAAAAACAUUCAAACAUAUAAACAUGCAUUAAAUGGAUAAGAUACCAUAAAAACUAUACUUAAAGCACAAACCCAACUAAAGCUGCCUUCCACGAAUGCCGUGCCUGAACGUACUUCUUUAAUUAAAUGCUUAAAUAACCCAAGGGACUCUGCUUGUCUUAUGUCACGAGGAAGUCUGAGUCUGUUCCAAAGAAUGGAGCCACUAUAGCUAAAGCUAUUUUUGUAAUAGUUUAUGCGCGGCAAAGGAACAUUAAGCUUAUUCUCAGAGUCUCUUAGGUUAU
Molecule: messenger RNA, 20806 nt
Organism: Pocillopora meandrina
Lineage: Eukaryota; Metazoa; Cnidaria; Anthozoa; Scleractinia; Pocilloporidae
Source: the annotation of a GenBank genome assembly